UCUCCUCUUCAGCUGCUCUUCAUCUCAGCAUGCAUUACAGGACGCUCCUGAUGCACACUGAAAUGGUGUGUUUUGUGGUGUGUGUGUGCGGCUGGCUGCUGGUCUGCUCCACCGUGCCCACUGAAUGCUGGGCGUACUCUGAGGUGCACACUUCAGUGCUCACAUCCGCGCACUAUUUCUCCAACCUGUGGAAGGACUGUCUCUCCGACUCCACCGGCGUCACCGACUGCAAAGUCUUCCCCACAUUUCUGGCUCUGCGCCCCUACAUCCACGUGUGCCGAUCCUUCCUCUUCACAUCUAUACUCCUGGGCUUGUUCGGCUCCAUUCUGGCUUUGGUGGGGAUGAAGUGCACCAAACUGGGAGGAUCUGAAACUGUCAACGCUAAAGUCACCUUCGCUGGAGGCAUCAAUUACCUGACGUCAGGUCUGUGCGGGAUGUUCACCUACAGCUGGUACGGCCACAGGGUUGUGUCUGAGUUCAUGGACCCAGGUUUUGUCGGAAAGAGGUAUGAGCUGGGGCCGGCUCUGUUUGUGGGAUGGGGAGGAUCGGCUCUGCUGAUGCUGGGAGGACUGGUGUUCAGCUUUACUGCAGGCAAUCAAGGAUUCCAGUCAAGGACAGAGAAGCAGCCGUCUCCACUGUCAGGAGACAAGCAGAUCAUCCUGAGCUCUUCUUCAUCUUCAUCUUCAGACAAGCAGAAGUCCAGCAGAGCAGCGUACGGACUCGACGCUUACGUCUGAGCUGAUGAUGAUGAUGAGGUUUAAUAAUGUUGUUUAGUGGUGGAGCAAAGCCUGCAGUAAAACCUUCAGCAGUGGGAUUACACCAGUGUAAUGCAGUAUAAUAUUGAGCUACUCACAGAAAAAGUCUCUAGUUGCGAUAGUCUCCAUGGUCAGUAAUGCUCUGUGGUACUUUUUUUUCACCUGGCUAAGGCUUGAUCUCUUUCACAACUUUUUAUUAAUAGAGAAUCUCUGCAAUGAGCAACACACUGAAAACCCUUCAUUCAGCUUAAAAACACCAAUAACACUGGGAUGAUGUGAUCUCCUCAGAUUUUUCCUCUGUUAUUGGAUGUGUAAUUAUGGGAUGGCUUUGUAAACUGCCGGGUCAUAAUAUAAGGGACAAAUCUGAAAGUUAACAGCAACAUAUAUAGUGACGGACCGAUCUGGACUUUUCAUGGAUGAUUAUGAAUAAUUUUAAUUUUAGUUUUUUUUAAAGAAACUUUUCCCAUUCUGAUACAGAUCUCCAUUCACACCUUUUUAAGCUAAAAAGAGAGCCCUAGUGAACCCCAAUCUGAUCAUGUAUAGAUUAGUGUAUGCUCCAUCAGCUCUGUGUUAACUAAAGCAUUAAAAAACAAUUAAGGCUCAGAGAAA
Messenger RNA from Danio rerio (zebrafish), 1364 nucleotides. The record is from RefSeq and is a predicted model, not a curated record. Lineage: Eukaryota; Metazoa; Chordata; Actinopteri; Cypriniformes; Danionidae.